This is a messenger RNA of Lutzomyia longipalpis, 5331 nucleotides long. RefSeq names its product serine protease nudel (gene ndl). Gene Ontology annotation, cellular component: plasma membrane. Gene Ontology annotation, molecular function: serine-type endopeptidase activity; protein binding. The transcript is spliced from 18 exons. The record is from RefSeq and is a predicted model, not a curated record. Gene Ontology annotation, biological process: proteolysis. The coding region runs from base 1 to 5331 and encodes 1776 amino acids. NCBI's taxonomy places the organism in Eukaryota, Metazoa, Arthropoda, Insecta, Diptera, Psychodidae.
AUGGUCGUGUUUCCGGGGAAAAACGCCACUGUGCGAAGUGAUGAGAGUUCUCCGCAUUGUGACCUACUUGGGAGUCUACAUAGGAGCCUUGAGGAUUUGCUAUCCACCCUCAAGAGUCACUGGAGGCAAUUUGAAGGGAACGUCCUGACUUCUGCAAUGAUUGCCCAGGAGACCUCACCCCAUGAAACGUGCUUACUGCCGGAAAGCACGAAAAUUGCGGUGAAAAAGAGCGGAAGGACCAUGAAGAGGGACGUAAAUGCAUUUUUCGAGAUGACGCGCCGCAGGGAUCGGGAAAGAGUACACAAGAGACGUGCCGAUGCACGAUUUCGGACAAUCAGAGAUGAGUAUUUGCGGUGCAAGAAGGAUUCCAACUCAAAGGGGGAGACGUGUGAGAGGAUCUAUGAGAAAUUGCUGGACGUUGUACGGGACAUUGAUGAUAAGUACGUGACGAUGAAUAAAUGGAUGCAGGAAGUACGCGACCGGGAUGAGAAGGCAGCUGAACAGGGGAUGAAGAAUCUCGGGAAAAAUACAAAUAUUAAUGUAUAUUCAUAUGCUACGAAAAUUGACGUGAAAAAUGUCAUGAAUCCCAAUCAGACUGUGCUUGAGAAUACAACUGUACGUGGGGGUGUUUAUGAUGUGACUCCACGAAUGACUGAAGCCAUGGAGAACAUCACAGAAAAUCAUCCGAGCACAUCAACGGAGGUGCCAGAAGUGGCGAUUGUGAAUCAAAGGGUUGACACGGAGAUGGGGGAGGAUACCACCAACAAGGAGAGGUUCAGUGCUUUCUCGAGCAAGGUUAAUGUGCCUCGUGUGAUGUUCCAUGAGGACUUGGGUGACAGCAAUCCCUUUGAUAGGGAAUCCUUCAUGCGGAAAUUAAUUCCCGACCUCUCCCACGCAAAACCCAACAAGAAUAUCCAACGAAUUGACAAUGAUGUGGAGCCCAGGAUAUCUCAUCGGGGACAUGUCGAACCAUGGCGGAAGUCCAUGCAAUUCGACCAGGUGGCAAGUGGGCCCUUUUUCUCCCUCUGCGAAGACUACAUGCGGCAGAAAGCACCCAAUGCCGCCCCCAUUACACCGCUCAAGCCAGAUAAUCGACCACAAAACCCACCUAUUGCGCCCACCUUCACCCACUUCUGGCCCCUCCAACCCACCUCAAAUGCUCAACAUCAAUCCUUCAGUGUACCCGUCACGGGGGAAGCGUCCAAAGCAACAUCUCAAGUCGUCAUCAAUCCCGCUUCAAUGAGUACGGGUUUCCAGUCAUUUUGCUUCUUCCCACCGAGUCAACCAACGACGGGUCAGUGGGGUACGACGACGCCAAUUAAUUAUGGUCAAUAUUACAACAUAAAGCCACGCACUUUGGCCCAAGACGACGCAAAAAGUGCUGACACGGUCGGAAAUGGAUUUACCAGCAAUCAAAUGGUUUUUUGCUCAUUUCUACCAACAAUGGGUCUACCAUAUCCUGGAAUUUAUCUUUCACCCAAAACCACGCGGAGAUCCUCAAAUGAUUCAGAUGAUAUUCCUCAUUCAGAUAGAAUUUACGCCACUUUCCCAAUUUCCUUGACUACGUCAGCAAAUGUGACAGAUUCCGAAGCAAGAGAGAUGCUUUGCGAGAAGCCGGAUGAAGUUCCCUGCCGCACGGGAGCACAGUGUAUCCCGAGGAAGAGCUGGUGUGAUUCAGAAGUUGAUUGUCUCGACAAGAGCGAUGAGAUUAUGUGCUCAUGUCGCGAACGCUUGAGCCCUGAAAGGAUCUGCGAUGGCUACAUGGAUUGUCCCUUUGGGGAGGAUGAAAUGGGAUGCUUUGGCUGCGAAGGUUUCUCCUUUUCGUGCUUCGAUACUCCUGGGGAUUACCACAGACACGGCCGAGGGGCAUCCUUCCUGUGCUACACCGCCAAGGAUAGAUGCGAUGGAAUUAGUAAUUGUCUCACGGGAAAGGAUGAGAAGGAUUGUACAAUCCUGGCUAGAAAUCUUGAGAAUCACGGGGAAUUCUUUUCAUCCAAUAUGAUGGGAGUUCUUUUCAAAAAUCACGAAGGAAUUUGGUAUCCUGUUUGCAAUGAAGCAUCCCAAUGGACAAGACAAGCAUGCCCCCGAAGCACAGAGAGAUCCAAUGAAUCCCCAAAAGCUCGUACAUCCUUCGUAAAUCUUGGCCUUCCUGGGCCAUUUUUGCACGAAGGGAAAUCCCCAGAAAUUACCGACAACUCCUUCACAUCCACCUGUGCCGAUAAAAUCCUCCAAGUUGAGUGCGAGCCAAUAAAAUGCGGCAUGCGAUAUGAAGAGGAUGAGAGCCCCGAAGUUAUUUCCAGCCGUGUUGUGGGUGGUCUGGAAUCGGAGCACCUUGCGUGGCCAUUUAUUGUGGCAAUUUACAAGAAUGGCGUGUUUGUGUGCGGAGGAACAAUUUUUUCAUCGCAUUGGAUUAUCACUGCUGCCCACUGUGUGCAUCGCUUCGAGAGGUACUACUAUGAAGUACGAGCUGGGAUGCUGAGGAAAUAUAGCUAUGCACCGAUGACCCAGAUCACGAGAGUUUCUCACGUUGUACCACAUCAUGAGUACAACAAGAAUGCAAUGCACAACGAUAUUGCUCUUUUACGAACGGAAGACCCCCUCCAGUUCAACAAAUACGUCCGACCAAUUUGUCUCCCAGAUUUUGGGAGAACAACCGAAUCUGAUGAUUGGAUUUGGGGACCAACACCAGGAACUCUGUGUACAGCCCUUGGCUGGGGUGCAAUGUGGGAGAAGGGUCCUGCAGCUGAUCAAUUGCAGGAAGUACAGAUACCCAUUCUGCCCGCGUGCAAAGACAGUUUGGAUAACAUUGGAAGGAGUCUGUGUGCUGGAGAAAUUAAUGGCGGAAGGGAUGCUUGUCAAGGCGACAGUGGGGGUCCUCUACUGUGCCAGAGUAUGACUAAUCAACAGGAAUGGUACUUAGCUGGAGUAGUGAGCCAUGGGGAAGGGUGUGCACGGCCAAAUGAGCCAGGAGUGUACACGAGGGUUGCUCUCUACCUCGAGUGGAUCCACUUUCACGUGAACUCAGCUGAUUUACCAGGUCAGCAACCGAAGGAAGUUUGCCCUGGUUUCGUUUGCAUCUGGGGUGGGUUACGAUGCAUCCCCAAGAGUUAUCACUGCGAUCAGCAAAUUGAUUGUCUCGGUGGAGAAGAUGAGGUGGAUUGUGAGUAUAGUGAUGUAAUUGGAGCUUCGUGGAAUGAGACGAUGAUGGCGGGAAAUUCCACCGAGGACAAAGACAUAGAGCUGGAUUACAAAAUUGAGAUUUUCAAUUGUUCCACAAUCCCCCAGAAAAUCAACCUCAACAACCGAUGUGAUUUCAUCGUUGAUUGCGACGAUGGGAACGACGAGGUGAAUUGUACCUGCAGAGAUUACCUGCAUCAACGAGAAUUGAUUUGCGACGGACACAUCGACUGUAUGGACCGAAGUGAUGAAGAACAUUGCGAAUGUCGCAGCAAUGAAUUUCGAUGUAGCACAAGUGGUAAAUGCAUUGAAGCUACAAAACGUUGCGAUGGAGUCAGUGAUUGUUCCGCUAAAGAGGAUGAACUGCACUGCUGGGCUCUCACACAACAGGACACCAUUGCCCUUGACCGGGAUCACAAUCCAACCUUCUCAUAUGAGGGUUUCAUCAUCAGAAAUGAAGAGAAUUCGUGGAAUAUUGUAUGCGAGGGGGAUACAAUUUUGAAUGGCAUGAAUGUAAGUGAAGUUGGUGGAUUGGUUUGUACAUCACUGGGAUUUGCUGGCGUUAGCUUUGUCAAUAGCACGGGCAUCGAUGGGAAGCUCAGGGUUGAAGUUGGGAAUGAUAUGGGCAUGAGAAGUUCUGACACAUGCUAUGGGAUACUGGUUAGAUGUUCACCACAAACAACUUGGUUGCCAAUUGAUGUGCCUCUGCAUGAGACACACGCUGACACGCACAAGAUGCAGAACAUUCAACAAAUUCAACAAUUUCCCUGGCGAGCUGAUGUUUAUGUGAAUGGGGUGCUGCGGUGUCUGGGGGUGCUCCUAUCUUCACGAUGGGUUGUCACAGAUGCAGCCACAUUGGGGAAUAUUGCAUUGACGAGCGAUUAUGUAAACGUAAUACUUGGAAUUUCCCCCAAAGUUGGGAAACUCUCGCCGGGGCUACAUGUGGAAAUUCUGCGAAUUGACUGUUUGAGAAAGGAUUCCAGCACGAAUUUUGCACUUCUCCAUACGGAGAAAACUGUAGAGUUUGGUCAAAAUAUUUUGCCUGCCUCAAUGAUUCCUCAAACAUCUUCCAACAAUCUAACGAUGGCAAAUAAAAGUUCGUCUAUCGAUUGUGUUGCGGUCCAUCAUGAUUCUAUGGGGAUACUGAAGGUCACCCCUCUUGUAUCCACAAACUGCACGAAUUGUACAACAGAUAAGGGUAUAUCCGGACCUCUUUUCUGCGGUCACUACUCCUGGCAUUUUCAUGGCUUUGCGCGAAACUCCUCAGUGAUUGGAGGGAAUUACAGUGAGGAAAAUUUUGCUGAAUCCUGCAAAGAGAUUCACCCACAGCCCCCGUGUGAAGGUCAUCGAUGCUCCACUACGGGAAUGUGUUUGGGUUCGGAGAAAAUUUGCAAUGGGGCUUUCGAUUGUCCCAGUGGGAGCGAUGAGAUGGGUGAAAAAUGCCCUCAAAGGGAAAAUAUUUCGUGUCCAGUAACCCAUUUGAGGUGUGCCAAUGGGAAGUGUAUUCCGAAGGAAUUCUUUUGCAAUCAUAUGGAUGAUUGUGGUGAUUUGUCGGAUGAACCAUCUAUUUGCUCCUGCUCAAUGUAUCUCAGAUUGGCAAAUCCUGGCAAAUUAUGCGAUGGCUUCACUAAUUGCUACGACAAGGAGGAUGAGAAUAAUCAAUUGUGCCAAUGUCGCGCUGAGAAUUUCCUCUGUGGCAGCUCAAACCACUGUAUACCCAUGGAAAUGGUGUGUGAUGGAAUGCGAGACUGUCCCAAUGGGGAGGAUGAGGAGCAUUGCACAGGAAUUCGUUUUCCACUGUACAACAGUGAUGGUUUUGGUGAGAUUGUGGAGCAAUCCUUUGGCUUUUGGCACACAAAAUGCUUCUCACGGCAUGAGGGGCUCAACAAAACAGCCAUUGGGAGGAUCUGCAUGCGGGGAUAUGCCGAAAUUCGAGUCAUGGACGAUAAUUUGCGGAAUGAAUUGGAUAAUACAACAAUCUCAUCCCUCUUGGGGCCACCAACCAAGGCGGUGAUCUCUAAUAAGUUUUCACCACUUCAAUUGCACGAUGACUUUGUGAUUUUCAUAAAACCCAGCAAAUCCAUUGCAAAAGUUGAAGAAUGGAAGUCUAAGGAUUACAAAAAGUGCCUAAGGGUGGGAAUUCGAUGCAAAUAG